ACAACUGUUCAGAGCGACGAUCAAGGCCUCGGACGCGUCGACGGCGAGCGUCGGACCGGCCGCUUCUCCGCAUCCUCACCGUGCUCAUGUGGAUGAUGCGCGGGUACCCGGCGUGGCCCUGGAGGGACCUGGCCAGUCCUCGCAGGCUCUUAAAUACCCCCACCUAUCAUCCACCCCUCUAGCCCCUUUCUCCCGCCUCCCCACCCCGCCCCAAUGUCGCUCGCUUCUCCUGUGAAGGCCGCCCUCGGGCGCAUCGCGUUCGUGACGGGUGCCGGCCAAGGCAUCGGGCGUGCCAUCGCGUGUCGCCUCGCGCGGGACGGCUACGACAUCUCCAUCGCGGACAUCCCUCCUGCGAAGCCCAGAGUCGACGACGUGAUCAAGGAGAUCGAGUCCUACGGCCGGAAGGCGGUGGCUGUAUACGCUGACAUGAGGGAUGCGAAGCAGAUCUACGCCGCCGUCGAUGAGACCGUGAACAAGCUCGGCCCGAACCUCUUCGUCAGUGUGGCCAACGCUGGUGUGACGCAGGUCAAGCCCCUGCUCGAGUGCACCCCUGAGUUCAUUGAGAACGAGGUCCGACUCAAUGUCCUCGGGCUCAUGAACACCUAUAUCGCUGCCGCGAAGCAGAUGGUCAAGCAAGGGUUCGGUGGUCGCGUUAUCGGUGCAGGCUCAAUAGCGUCAUACCGUACAGCGGCAAACCUCGCACCAUACGGAGCUACCAAGUUUGCUGCCCGUGGUUUCACGGAGGCUGCAGCGAAGGAGUGGGCGCAGUACGGUAUCCGCGUCAAUGCCUACGCUCCUGGAAUCGUCGACACGCCUAUGUGGGACCACAUCGACAGGGAGCUUGCUGAGAUUGAGGGGAUCAGCCCCGGUGAGGCGAAGGCCAAGCGUGUGAAGAACGACAUCCUGCUUGGCCGCAUCCAGGAGCCUGAGGAUGUCGCGAAGCUCGUCUCUUUCCUCGCCUCCGAGGAGGCGGAGUACAUCACCGGGCAGACCAUCAAGACGUGCGGUGGUGCAUCGCUAUAAUUGCUGAGUGAUAGGACAUGCUGUCUGUUUCUGCUGUAGUAAGUCGCAUACCUAGAAUCGGGAUAGAAGUGGGAUAGACGGGUCUACUGCUUGGUUACAAUUCUUGCUGUAUCAUACGCUGUCAAAUGACUAUCACGACACCAAUGCUUGCCAAUACUUA
Molecule: messenger RNA, 1183 nt
Organism: Rhodofomes roseus
Lineage: Eukaryota; Fungi; Basidiomycota; Agaricomycetes; Polyporales; Fomitopsidaceae
Exons: 6
Coding region: 214-1023 (269 amino acids)
Molecular function (GO): oxidoreductase activity, acting on the CH-OH group of donors, NAD or NADP as acceptor
Source: RefSeq, a predicted model, not a curated record